This is a messenger RNA of Magnolia sinica, 6310 nucleotides long. Its product is annotated as protein SCAR2-like. The record is from RefSeq and is a predicted model, not a curated record. Gene Ontology annotation, biological process: positive regulation of Arp2/3 complex-mediated actin nucleation; actin cytoskeleton organization. Gene Ontology annotation, cellular component: cytoskeleton. Gene Ontology annotation, molecular function: Arp2/3 complex binding; actin binding; protein kinase A regulatory subunit binding. Bases 257 to 6010 code for a protein of 1917 amino acids. Lineage: Eukaryota; Viridiplantae; Streptophyta; Magnoliopsida; Magnoliales; Magnoliaceae. The transcript has 9 exons.
ACCCUGCGCAGUUUAAGAUCUCUCCUCCUUUCAUUCCGUCCUUUUUAUAGCUUUAUCAUUUAAUACUCUCUGUCUUCGAUGCAUCCUCCGUUGCAUAUUCAUUCAAACUCUCGCUCUCUCUCUCUCUCUCUCCCUCUCCCUCUCUCUCUCUCUGAGUUCUGUUGCAGAGCUCUAAUGGUGGAAUCCUAAAAGAGAUUCCAAUCCCUCCAAAAUAAGAAACCCACCUCAGUCAUCAGUCCGUCUACCGAUAUAGGAGAUGCCCAUCUCGAGAUACCAGCUGAGGAACCCCUACGGCUUAGCAGAUCCGGAGCUGUACAGGUCUGCCGAUCGGGAUGAUCCCGAAGCGAUCCUGGAAGGCGUCGCCAUGGCGGGCCUUGUUGGCGUCCUUCGCCAGUUGGGCGAUCUUGCUGAGUUUGCGGCUGAGAUUUUCCAUGACUUGCAUGAAGAAGUGAUGGCCACAGCUGCUAGAGGUCAUGGGUUGAUGAUUCGAGUCGAACAAGUGGAGGCGGAGUUCCCAUCCAUUGAGAAGGCUAUUCUCUCUCAGACCAGUCAUUCACAUUGCACCCAAAAUGCAGGUGUUGACUGGCAUGCCAAUCUCCGAAUGGACCAGAAUCUAAUCACUACAGGAGAUAUGCCUCGAUUUAUCAUGGACUCCUAUGAAGAAUGCCGUGGCCCACCUCGGUUAUUCUUGCUGGACAAGUUUGACAUUGCUGGUGCUGGGGCAUGUUUGAAGAGAUACUCAGACCCAUCAUUUUUCAAGACAGAAAUAGCCUACUCUAGAAAGAAAAAAGUUGAGGUUCAACGAGAAACGAAAGCCCGUAAAAUCAAGAAGAAAGGAGCACGUUGGAGAAAUGGAGAUACCCCGGAGAUCUUCUCGACAUCCCAUUUCAAUUCCACAUUGCGCCAAUUGUUUUCUGAUGAGAACGAAAAUGCUUCCAAGAAGGUUCCUAUACAAGGUGUAAAGCUGAAGAGGAGGCACUUGAAUGGCUCCUCAUUCAAUUCAAGAACGGGAAGAAGCUACAUGGAGCAUAUUCUCGAAACUAGUCCACCCAAGCUUGAUAUUCAAUUUGAAAAUUCUGUAAGUGAUACUAGUGAACUGGCUCCUGAAAUACGCGAUAUUGGUUUGGAGGGUUUGGAUAGCGAAGUAAUGCAGAUAAAGAGAACCCAAAUCCCCCCUUCUGAUAGACAAGAGCUACUUGAACCUUCCUUGGAUGAGUUGGGUCAGGAUAUAGUGGAAGGACAAGCUUCGAAAUCCAUGCCUGAGCCAAUUGCUGAAUUUGAAGAAGAGAAAGUUCCAUCCGCCCUUCCCGAAAUGAGUCAAAAUGAUGCAUUAGUUGAUGGUGAGAGCAAGACGGAAGCCAGGGAAAUUGAAAUAGAGAAAAUCCCGUUUUCCUUUCACCAGGUGGAUCGAAAGGAUGAAUUGCUCAAGGGGGAAAGCAAGGUGGAAGAUAAUGCUGAUGGGUAUGGAUAUGAUGAAAUUGAAGCUGAGAAAGUUCAUUCCACCUUCCUUCAGGUGGGUCAGAAGGAUGUGUUUGUUAAUAUACAAAACAAGAAGGAAGCCAAUGCUGAUGACAUGUACAGGUCUGUCAAUUUCGAAGAGGAAAACAUCCAUGCCACCUUCCACCCAGCAGAUCAAAAGGAUCUAUUGGUUGAUGGUGAAAGGAAGACAGAAGCCAGUGGUGAUGGGUAUGUAUCUGAUGAUGCAGAGAAAAUCCAUGCCGCCAUCUACCCGGUGGAUCAAAAGGAUGUGUUGCUUGUUGGCGAAAGGAAAACAGAAGCCAGCGAUGAUGGGUUUGUAUCCGAUGAUGCAGAGAAAAUCCAUGCCGCCAUCUACCCCGUGGAUCAAAAGGUUGCAUUGCUUGAUGGCGAAAGCAAGACAGAAGUCAGCCAUGACGGGUAUGGGUCAGAUGAUGCAGCUAGUGAGAUGGAAAAUUACAUGGAUGCCCUUGCGACCAUGGAGUCAGAAAUGGAGACGGAUACAGAGAGCCGAGCUAAGCACGAGCGGAGUUUCUUCAAUGUCAUAAAUCAAGGGACAGAUUCUGAUACAAAUGAAGAACGACUGGAUCUGCAUGAGCAGCUGGAUACCCUUUCAGUUGAAAAUUCUGGCACAUUGUAUGAUUGGAACUGUUCGCUGAAGAAGCAAAGAUCAAGCUAUUCUGACUCGGACACUUUAAGCAAUUGCGCUGAUACACAAAUGCCUAAAGCCAAUGGAAUCACUUCCUUGGACAUGCAUGAAAAGUUCGAAAAGUCUUUUAACCCAGAAGAUGCCAUGUCUGACAUGCCACAUGAAAAUCUGUUUUUUGGUUUUGCUGGCAAAUUGUCAUCUUCGUCAAGUGGUGAUGCAGAGGCGGAAGCAUAUCUAUCCACUGACAUGCCCCUGGCUGAAAUCCAUGAUAAAUCUCCCGAAACAAGCAGUGAUGAUCCAGGAACCAAACCUCCAGAAUCUUUGGUAGAUGUAGUCAAUGGGACCAUCAACGAGGUAUCUGAAAUCCCAAGUUUCGUCUCUGAAUCCGGUGAAGCAUCUUGUAGCUCUUGCAUUACAGAUGCAGCUGGUGCAAGUGUCAGCGAAGUUCAAUUUGUUGGAACAGACCCAACUGAAAUUUUGUCUUUCAAUACUGAAGAAAUGGGUAAGCAUUCAGGUAAUGACUUGUUACGUAAGCCCGAAGUCUCUUACAUUCAUUACCAAAACGAAGACGCAGAGAGUGCAGCUUUUGCCGAAAGCUUGUCUGCUUGCGAAAUGUUGGAUAGGGGUGUCCAUGACACCUCUUCCGAUGGUCUGGUGUAUUCGUCUGAUAUUUCAGACAUGCCUCAGGUAAUAAAAGAUGCUGAAGAUUGUUCUGUUGGAACAGACCCAACUGAAAAUUUGUCUUUCAAUACUGAAGAAAUGGGUAAGCAUUCAGGUAAUGACUUGUUACAUGUGCCCGAAGUCUCUUACGUUCAUUCCCAAACUGAAGACGCAGAGAGUGCAGCUUUUGCCGAAAGCUUGUCUGCUUGCGAAAUGUUGGACAGUGGGGUCCAUGAUGCCUCUUCUGAUGGUCUGGUGCAUUUGUCUGAUAUUUCAGACAUGCCUCAGGGAAUCAAAGAUGCUGAAGACUGUUCUGUUGCUGCGAGGUUGACAGGUGGGCCCCUUGAUUGCACUUUGAAUGAUUUGCAAGACUCUGAUAUCUCUGGCCUGCCUUUUGGAACACCAGAUAAUGCUAUUCUUGAGAAGGAUCAUGCAAGAGAUAUUGAAGAUUCUUCUUCGUCUACUGCUGCUGCUUCUGAGAACUUGAAAGAACCACUCAAUUCACCAACCUUGAAGACUUCACCUAAAGAAGAACAGCUCAUCAGCUCGAUGAAACAAGACACAGAUGUGUGUUUGGAUAUCACAUCGCCACCUGAAUGUUUACCUGCCCUUUGCACUCACACUGAUCCGAUCGAUGCAUUGCCCAAUGGCUUGACUGCAGAAAUGGAGAGCAGUGCCCCACUAAGCAGUCCCACUGUUGAUCUGCAGGAAAGUGAUGAAUUCGUGGAGCAUGAAUGUCAGAAAAUGACCACAGACAUCCGACCGCAUGAGUCUGAGAACUUCGAUGCAGAAUCUCAUGAGGAUCAAGCAGGCGAUAUGGCAGAAGCUCCUGUAGCCUGUGCACAAACAGAAACAUUGUUAUUUGUCGAGCCGGAAGCAUUGUUUAAUGCGUCGGAGAUUGAGGUGAAGGAUGGGUCUGUCAAUUCAGCAUCCAGAACUAUAAUAUCCGAAUCUCCAGUAGGUAUGUUGCCUGUUAAGGUCCAUGCUGACUCGGAUGAUUUAGUGGCUGAGUUUGCUGUUGAGAAACCUGAUUGUGAUGAUCGUGAUCCCAUGAUCAGUUCUCCAGCAACAUCAGAUCAUCAUGUACAGUUGCAAGAAGAGUGUCUUUCCAGUGAGACAGCUUCAGAUCAGUGUAAACUGGAAAUCAGAGAGAUGCUCAUUCAAAAGGAUCAUGUAGUAUUGGAUGGUCAGAGAGUGGGUCCCACAGAUCCAACCACCGAUAAUGAAGCAAAUCAACCAGUAGUGGGUCCCACAGAUCCAACCACUGAGCCAUGUCAGCCUGAUCCCACAGAUCUUGUCAUUUCUGAAUUUCCUGAUCAUGUUCAUCAUCCCAUGUCAUUUGAAGACUCCCAAAUUGAUUUACAUCCCGAUGGUGGUUCAGAUGCUUCCAUUCCUUUGAGGGAAGGCGAUCGAGAGCGUGAACAGAAAUUGAGAGAAAGUGAUCAGGCACUGGAACCAAAAUCUCCUGACCAGAGUCAUCCUCACGAGACUGAAAAGGAUGUGGCGUCUCUGUUGACUCAUUUCCUCCCAGAGCCAGCAGUUCCUCUUGAACAAAGCCGUGAAUUAGAAGCUGGAAUGGAACUCAAUUUGGUAUCUUCCCAUGAAGAGGAAGAAGGCCUUGAAUCUUCCGACCCCCAAUUUGAAAGAACGCAAUCUCUCAAAGAAAUGGAUCCUGCUCUCACCAAUAAGGAUGACUACUGGAAGGCCCAUUCAGAGUCCUCUCCAGUGGACCAUCUCAUCGAGCAACCAUUGAAAUCCAAGCAAAAGCCAGAUUCACCUGUGGUUGCUACCAGUGAAAUGAUCAAUGGGCCAACUGUAUCUUCAUGGGAUGUUACCACUUGCACGUCAUCAGAGCCAGAAGCAUGUAUGCAACUUCCACCUAACCAUAGUUAUGAAAUCUCCGAGUUACCCAUCAGCUCAUUGGAUUCCAAUGUCUCUGCUACGUCAUCACCAGCAUUUCCUAGCAUCAGCCGGCUCAUCCCUGGACGAACCCAUGUACAGCCAUUUGAACCGCAGCCGAACAGACCCAUCAUGGGUUUUCCACUAGCUGAUCCUAAACCAUUGGAAUCCAAGCAAAAGCCAGAUUCACCUGUGGUUGCUACCAGUGACAUGAUCAAUGGGCCGACUGUAUGUUCACAGGAUGUUACGGCUUGCACCUCAUCCGAGCCAGAAGCAUGUAUACAAUUUCCACCCAACCAUAAUUAUGAAAUAUCCGAGUUACCCACCAGAUCACUGGAUUCCAAUGUCUCGGCUACAUCAUCACCAGUCUUUCCUAGCAUUGGCCUGCUCGUCCCUGGACCAGCUCAUGUACAGUCAUUUGAACCGCAGCCAAACAGGCCCUUCAUGGGUAUUCCACUGCCCGAUCCUAAUCCUCUGAACACCAAUUUGGAGGACAUUCCACCGCUUCCGCCACUACCUCCUCUUGAGUGGAGAAUCGGAAAGCUUCGGAAUGAUUCCCUUCCUUUUGGGGAAGAAGCUCUACAUCCUACGAACCCCUUCCUACCACUACAAACCAUAGAAGACAAGAAGCCCCAACAGCCUUCGUAUCCAUUCCUCCCACUACAAAUUAGUGAAGAUGACAAGCCUCAACAACCUUCAAACCCAUUCGCACCAUUACCAACUACAGAAGAUGAGAAAACUCGACAUGGUGCUCUAACUUUAGGGGUUGAAAUGGUAGAGCCUCUGAAUUCAUUCCCAUCACCACCAAAUGUAGCUGAUGAGGAAUCUCAACGUGCUUCUCGAAAUUUAGAGGGAGAGAUGGGGCAUCCUCCGAAGUCAUCAACACCUCCACCAGUCAUUGAAGAUGAGGAGCCUCUACAUGGUUUGCAGACAUCAGAGGGAUAUAUGGGACAGCCUCCGAAUCCAUCAAUGCUGCUGCAAUCCCAAGAAGACGAGAAACCAAAUGGGGAUCUUCAGUCAGAGCCCACCAAACAGAGAGAUCCUCUGAUUGAGGCCGUUGCUGCACAUGACAGAAGCUUGUUGAGAAAGGUAUCAGAACGGGUUCGACCCGAAAUCAAGCCAAAGUUGGAUGAAAGGAAUUCGUUGCUAGAACAGAUACGAUCCAAGUCUUUCAGUUUGAAGCCAGCGAGCACUGCAAAGCCCAUCAUUCGGGGUCCUGGAACAAAUUUAAAUGUUGUUGCCAUUUUGGAGAAAGCAAAUGCAAUCCGCCAGGCAUUUGCUGGUAGUGACGAAGAUGAUGACACGGAUAGCUGGAGCGAUUCUUGAAAACCAUCAUCCAAGCCUGUUGUAGUGUCAACAUCUUCCCAGUUUUCCUUCAAAGUACAAGGCAAUCGAGAGAGAACGGGCAGUGCGGCCCACUUCAGCAAUCUACUGAAUGGGUGAAGUUCUUCCCAGAAUCCCAUUGCCAUAUGUUCAUGUAUAAUAGUUUUUUGUCGAAAUGUGUUCCAUAUUAAGUUUUUGUAUCUAAUCUAACAUGUGAAAUUGUUGAGUUGGGUCAAUUUAAACAUUGGCAGCCGUGGCCCAUUGUUAGUGGCCAUAUCAAUCUACGAUAUCUUUGGCAUCUAA